Xyrichtys novacula (pearly razorfish) is the source of this 4389-nucleotide messenger RNA. NCBI's taxonomy places the organism in Eukaryota, Metazoa, Chordata, Actinopteri, Labriformes, Labridae. The record is from the annotation of a GenBank genome assembly.
AAAACAGUUGCGUCAGAAACGUGCGCACUUUUUUCUAGAAAGGUGAACGCAGUGCACUGCUCUUUCGGUACGUAACGUUGAGCUUACUUUCUUGGCAACAUAAAAUACAUAAUGCGGAAAUGUUAUUGUUAAUUUAAGAUAUGUCGCCUUUUUGUCUCAGAAUGAGCUCGUCUGUAGUAGAAGUCCUCAAAGAUUUCAGAGCUAAACUGUGUUUAAAAUGACGCAGCUGUGUGCUAGCUAACAUUAGCUAACUGUAGGCAUGACCUGUUAUGAUGUAAAGUGUUUUCCUCUCCAGCAGCUGCUCAGUGUGUAACAAAAAGCGUGUGUUUGACAUUUUUGUGACAAUGUUUAGUUUCUAUCCUUACAUGUGUCACAUUCAAGUAUGCUUGUGUCCCAUUAACUGGCGCUGUGUUUGCUUGUCAGGUGAGAUAAAUACCUUAUUGUGAUCAUGUUGGUGGCGAGGCUGACAUGCCUGAGGAGUGUCCCUCUCGCAGGACUCCGGCCUGUGCUGACACAAAGCUCUCCUGCCCUGAGAACACCCAUCCUUAAGACCUAUUCCCCUCUACUCAGGCCCCAGCAGGUAUGGUGAAGUUCACACUAACAGACAUGGUGCCUAGUUUCCGCUGCUGCAUUUACUCCCUAUUACAUCAGCCACUGUAACAUAUAGUGUGUAGAUUUUUGGUAUGAAAUCUUGGAGUAUCACAAACCUGCAGCAGUUAUCUGACUCUAUUAGUGUCCCUUUAAAUUGAAUUUCUUUUCUGUUUUUUUUUCUUUUUGCAAAACGACAGCAAAAACAACUGCGGAAUAGUCAAACUGAAAUGAGACAUUAAAGGGAUAUUCCGGCGUAAAAUUAAGUUAGGGUCAAACACACUGUAACACCGAGUAAGACACCCUGUCGAGAGAUUAAUGUUGCCGACCACUUGCUUCUCUAGUUAAACCAACUUAAGUAAAGACCGUAUGAUAGCAAUACAGAGAGCCACGCGCUCAACCAAAACACCACUCUAUAGCCACAAAUAAUGCUCAGAACAGCACCUAACUUCAUCAACAGUACAUAUAGGGUCCCAGUCAUAGUACUAGCCACCAAACAUCUUUUUAACUUUGCCUAAUUUCUUUAGCAAAGAAGCUAAAUACAACUCAGCCACUCUCUUCCAACAGCCGCUUGUUUGGGCCAGUCCAUUAGGGACUGCUGUGGGGUGACACAGCUCAAGGAAGAACAUUUAUGAUCAUUUCUUCAUGGAAAUGCAAUCAGACAGAGAUGCUAAGGUAGAAGAACUACCAUGUCUGCAGUGCAAAAUUAUAAAUAUGGUGAUUAUUACUUCGAGGAAAUGAUAAAGUAAUGAUCAUAAAUGUGCUUCCUUGAGCUGCGUCACCCCACUGCAACUUGUCAACUUAAGGUCAUUACUUAAGUUGGUAUAACUAGAGAAGCAAGCGAUCAGCAACAUUCAUCUCUGGACGGGGUGUCUAACUUGGUGUUACGGUCUGUUUGACCCUAACUUAAUUUUACGCCGGAAUAUCCCUUUAAGACGUCUAUCAAUUAUGAGGUUGAUUGAGGACCAAAUGCAUAUUGCUAACUCACAAACAAACUGACCUUUGUUCUGUGUUGGUUGACUAACGUGGAAAUGAAACUCCAGUCUCCUGAUCUGCAAAGGUAUUUUAUCAUGUUAUUUAUUUUUCCUCCAGGGUUUGUCAUCCAAGUCCAGAUUUGGUUUCCGCCGUGCGAAGACAGCCAGAGAGCAGUUCAAAGAUGCAGCUUUUGAACCAACAGAAACCGCCAUCAAAAGUAAUCAGUGUACACUAUUUAUAUAAACCUUUAACAGUUGUGCUGAAUUAUGGUGAGCUCAGAUACUUCAGAGAUUUACUUGAUGCUUUGCCAUUUUGAAAUGAAGACGUUACCUUUACCUGUGACGGUCAAAACGUUUCACUCCAAAAACUGUUAUUUUUAAAUUGCAAAGGAAUUUGAAGUGUUUGAGAUGUAAACAAGGGUGUGUCUUUAGUUGACAGCAUGGGGAGAAUGAUCCUGGCUGGAGGAGCAGCUAUUGGCCUGGGAGCUCUGUGCUACUAUGGACUCGGCAUGUCUAAUGAAAUUGGUGCCAUCGAGAAGGCAGCGUGAGUAACGCCGUUUUGUUCUGACUAAAGCACAGAUCCUUUGCUGCUCUCUGAAAGCUCUUCAGUCACCAUGCAUCCCUCUCCCUUUCUGCAGGAUCUGGCCUCAGUAUGUGAAAGACAGGAUCCACUCCACCUACAUGUACUUUGCAGGCAGUGUCGGACUCACCGCUCUGUCAGCUGUAGCUGUGAGCAGGACCCCGGCACUCAUGGGUCUGAUGAUGAGAGGAUCCUGGCUGGUAAGCCUUUUAACUCAGCCUGAUCCAACAGAGACAGAUGUGUUUUAAUAGGUCUCACUGCAGUGUGUCUUCAGAUGAAAUUGGAUACUUGUGACUGAAAGUAAUUGGUUACCAUGAUAACGACUGAUGUUUAUUCUAACUCAGGCUAUUGGAGCAACUUUUGCAGCCAUGAUUGGUGCUGGUAUGCUGGUCAGGUCCAUUUCAUAUGAGCACAGUCCGAUGCCCAAACACCUCGCUUGGAUGUUUCAUGCAGGUCUGUUUGACAGUGUCAAAUAUUAGUUUAUUAUUCUGUUUAUUAUCCCAGUCUGUAGUUUUCCUGUGGUGUAAUUCUCUCAGUUGGUCAGCAGAGGGCAUUCAUGUCAAGCCUCUGAAAACAAAGGCCUCUGUUGAUGUUUGAAUAUGAAACAUUUAAACCACACAGGAGCAGAUGUCUCGUUUUUAAUAUUUUUAUUACAAUUUCCAAUUUUCUUAAAGGUGUGAUGGGUGCUGUGAUUGCUCCCCUCACUCUCCUCGGGGGACCUCUGAUGAUGAGGGCCGCCUGGUACACAGCAGGCAUUGUGGGAGGUCUGUCCACUGUGGCCAUGUGCGCCCCAAGUGAGAAGUUCCUCAAUAUGGGCGGACCUUUGGCUGUCGGUUUUGGAGUAGUUUUUGCCUCUUCUCUUGGUGAGCACUCUGAUGUCUCUGAUGCAACUGUGUGUUUGUGUUCACACUCCAUAUCAAUGAAAAUAAAAAAGAAAUACUAUCUUAUAAGCAAAAUAUUAACUUAAGGGGCGUUUUGUAAUCUGUUACACCAGGUGAGCUGAACUCUUGAUUAUAACCUCGGUGUUAAAGUACAGGCAUCACGUUUUACCUCAGCUAUGUUCCCCUAGUGCUUUGUGAGAUGUCACUGUUUCUUGACAUCGUUUUCAUGAAGCAAGUAUUCACACCUGAAGUGUGAAUACUCGCACAACUUAUCCGCCUGAUUUAUGCAAAUGAAUUAGUUUGAUGUCACACAAUAUGUGUUUGUGUUUUGUAUGCUCUGUAUUUAUUACCCCUGGAGAAACUUGGUGGAUUAAGACAUUUUAGGUUCGAUAAGAGCUGUCUUUAAUCUGUGGCUAAAUAUGUGUGUUUAUUGUACCGCCAGUCUCACCAUGAAUGUGUUGUCUUCCUCAGGGUCCAUGUUCAUGCCGCCCACCUCAACACUCGGAGCAGGUUUGUACUCUGUGGCUAUUUAUGGCGGCCUGGUCCUGUUCAGCAUGUUCCUCCUAUAUGACACACAGAAGGUCAUUAAGAGGGCAGAGACUCACCCUCUCUACGGCGUACAGAAAUAUGAUCCCAUUAAUGCGUAAGUGACCUUUGGAAAUGUUGUGAAACAGAGUGAUACAAGCUGCGCACCUGUGCCGAAUAUAUGAAUCUCACCUCAUGUGCUUAUUGAUUCUUCAGGUGUAUGGGGAUUUACAUGGACACUCUCAACAUCUUCAUGAGACUGGUGAUGAUUCUGGCCAACGGCGGCGGCGGCAGGAGGAAGUAAACGGCAGAAUUCAGUUUUAAGUUUCCCCUUCCACAGAGCUGAACAAAAUUAAGUUGUACUUCUAGCAGCAUUUGCCAGGUGUGAUCUCUUAGUAAUAAGUCUUAUCUGACUGGUAAACAAACAUGACUGCUUUGUAAGUGUGGAAAGAAGAUUGCCAAACCAAUUGAGGGCUUUUGACUUGAUUGUGGCAGUAACUGGUUCACCCUGAGGGUCUCGGAUGGGUUAAAUCGUGUCUAUUUGCAUAAUUUGUAUUCUUUGUUCAUAUUUAUUUCCUCUUAUUCCUGUUUUAAUGAGAACGAAAGAGUAACAAUACAUAUUAGCACAACAGAAAUGACACACCAACAAUAGACUUCUUCAGAUUCAGUAUAAUAACAUUGUACGCACUUUCUCCAACAUGCACUGGUGUGGUUCUGUGAGGGGCCAAAGAGGUUAGCACUUGGUCAUAUAUUUUUGAGAAAAUCAGUAAUUUCAGCAAUGGAAUCAUCAAUAAACAUGCAACAAAAAAAUUAAAGAUUUCUUCUUGGUUUUGUUUUUAAA